Molecule: messenger RNA, 292 nt
Organism: Fonticula alba
Lineage: Eukaryota; Rotosphaerida; Fonticulaceae
Exons: 4
Coding region: 77-292 (71 amino acids)
Source: RefSeq, a predicted model, not a curated record
CCCCCUCCCCGGCCAUUGCCCUCAGCCACCUCCCUCGCCCCCGACCGCCCCACCGGGCCGAGUCUUUUCCUGUCAGAUGUCUAAUACCCAGCAAGACACUCCGGCCGUGCUCUCUACCGAUGCCUCAUUGAUUAUGCAAGCCGAAUUCGCGAACCCCUCCACCAAAAUGUCCCGCGAGGCAACGCUCCUUGUCGGCGAAUACUUGCGCCUGCUGGUGGUCGCUGAGGGAGCCGACACAAUUGCCCUUGCGCAUCUGGAGCAGAAUCUUCCCCAACUCCUCCUGGACUUUUAG